AUGACUUCUCCUAUCAAAAAGGCCGCCCAGCCCCAGCACGCCGCAUCCUUUGACCCGUGGAACUCAUCCUCAACCGGUCAUCAGCGGGCUGAAUCACGCCCCGGCACUGGCUGGCGUGAGUCCCGUAACCGCAAGCUCAAUAGCCAGUUCCGCAGUGGCUCAUCGGGCGGCGAACGUCUCAGCGACACAUACGGCGUUGGAUCAGAGGACUACGACGAGGAGCGCAAGGCACUUAUCCCGAAAGCAGCAAAGGAAAGAGCGCAGCGGAGCGUAAGGGAUAUGCUUGCCCAGCCGGGCAAAAUGCGGGAGAGUUUGGGCUUGAAGGAUGAGAUUCAGGGAGGAGGGGAGGAGGCACUCAUGGAAUCAAGACGACAGGAAGACGAAGCGCGCGAGGCAGCACUUUCGAAGAAAGGCAUAUUUGAUGGAGCCAUCAUCUACGUCAACGGGAGUACGUUUCCUCUCAUAUCGGAUCUCAAGCUGAAGCAGGUCGUAACCGAGCACGAGGCCAAAUGUCACUGCAUCUCGGACGUCGGAGAGUCACGCACGUUAUUCUCGGGAAGCCAGCCGGAGGACAUGUAG
Molecule: messenger RNA, 579 nt
Organism: Fusarium pseudograminearum CS3096
Lineage: Eukaryota; Fungi; Ascomycota; Sordariomycetes; Hypocreales; Nectriaceae
Exons: 1
Coding region: 1-579 (192 amino acids)
Source: RefSeq, a predicted model, not a curated record